UGAGAAUCUAACCUACCCACGGCAUUUCACCACUUGCUCUCUGGAAACGCUUCAGAUGGGCUCCUGAAUUCGGGAACCGGUUGGCUUUGCAGUUUUUUUACGUCGCAAGAAUAAAACAUCCACGUUGCCGUCGCUCAGACAUCCCGCGCGCCCGUAACAGUGCGUUUUCUAGCCCGCUGACAUCACGGGGAGCGCGCGACAAACUUGGGAGCAAAAGGGACGCGCGGAGGAGUACGUAGCUCGGCGGGGAUGAGUUGUUGAGGAUUUCACGAAUGGCACACAGUCGGCUCUCCCUGUGGAAUGAGACUCUUCGUUCUCUGGCUCCAUCAUAAAAAGAAACAAGAAGCACUAAAACUUCUCCUUUUUUAUCCCGCGGACACAAAAACAUCUGCUCGGCGAUAGCGAAGGACCACGACGGGCACCGACAUCUGGUUUUGAAUUUUGUUUUUCUUCUUCCAAGCGGAGAGUUGCGAAUGCUCUGAUUCGGAUUUUCGCGGAGGGGUGAAGUUAUUUUGACGCCGACCACUGUGACGGGGGUUUGAGGGUUAGACACCUGCCUCUGGGAUCCCCCCGGCUGACACAUAGCAGGCAGAUCUUCUGAUGACCUCAUGGAACUGACGUUACAAGUAGUGCUGUUCUGGGUCCUGGUGCUGCACUGUAGCUCUGCUGAAGGCAGUAUCCUGUAUCGGGUCCAGGAGGAGCAGCCUCCCAACACUCUCAUUGGUAGCCUGGCAGCAGACCAGGGCCUGCCAGACUCUGGUCACCUCUACAAGCUAGAGGUGGGUGACCCAUACCUUCGCGUCGAUGGAAAGACGGGGGACAUUUUCACGACAGAGAUUCCCAUAGACAGAGAGACCCUGCGGGACUGUCGAUCCGUUGGCAAGGGUAAGCCCUGCUACCUGGAAUUUGAAGUAUCUGUGACAGACCUGAUACAAAACCAGAGCCCACGACUCAUCGAAGGACGCAUUGAGGUACAAGACAUCAAUGACAACACUCCACAAUUUCCCUCUUCUGUGCUCACCAUCUCUGUCCCCGAGAAUACGAUCAUGGGUGCGCUAUUCGCCAUACCAUUAGCUACAGACAGGGACUCUGAAAGGAAUGGAGUGGCGGAUUACGCUUUGACCGCAGGGCCCGACGCAGCAACCCUAUUCGGUUUACAGGUGGCUGAGGACAGGGGCGGUAAGCUCCCACAGCUCAUUGUCCUGGGCAACCUAGAUCGUGAGUUAAAGGAUUCCUAUGACCUCACCAUCAAGGCAGUUGAUGGAGGAAACCCACAGCGUUACAGCAGUGCUCUGCUAAGAGUGGUGGUCACCGACGCCAAUGACAACUCUCCUAAGUUUGAAAGGUCCACGUAUGAUGCGGAGGUGUUGGAAAACAGUCCAGUGGGGCACUCGGUAUUGCAGGUGAAAGCAAAUGACUCUGACAUGGGCCCUAACGGAGAAAUUGAGUACACCCUUCACCAAGCAGUAGACCCAGUGCCGAAACUCUUACGAAUCGAUCGGUCCACUGGCAUUAUCUAUGUCAAAGGUUCUCUGGACAGGGAGGAAAUUAACAGCUUGUCCUUCUACGUCGUGGCGAGGGACAAGGGUCCUCAACCUAAAAGCUCCAAGACAUUUGUAACCAUAGAGGUGACAGACCAAAAUGACAACGCUCCAGCUGUAGAGAUCCGUGGGAUUGGUCUUGUGACACACAGUGAAGGAGUGGCCAACAUUUCAGAGGACAUGCCAGUUGGAACAGCUGUUGCUUUGGUGCAAGUGUCCGACAAGGAUGAGGGAGAGAAUGCUGUAGUAACAUGUGUCGUCGCAGGAGAUGUGCCUUUCCAGCUCCGCCCUGCCAGCGACUCGUCCAGUGACAACAAGAGGAAGUAUUUUCUACAGACCACCACUCCCCUCGACUACGAAAGGAUUAGGGAUUAUCGAGUAGAGAUUGUGGCUGUGGAUUCGGGAAAUCCAGCGUUGUCUAGUACAAAUUCUCUGAAAGUGCAGGUGACUGAUGUAAACGACAACUCUCCAAUAUUCUCCCCAACUUUGUUUGAGGUAGAUUUUGCCGAAGAAAACCAACCAGGGGAGAGGGUUUUGGAUGUUAUAGCCUCGGAUGCUGACAGCGGCACGAACGCGGAACUCCUCUAUAAUAUUGUGGCAGACUCGUCCAUCAAAGGUCUGUUUGCGAUUGACCCAAAUACGGGCGAAGUAAGAGCAAGAAGCCCGCUUGACCGAGAGCACAAAGAGCGCUAUGAAUUCCGUGUCACCGCAGCAGAUAAAGGGUCACCUGUUCACAAAGGAACAGCAACUGUUGUGAUAAAAGUCCUCGACCGUAAUGACAAUGACCCCAAGUUCAUGCUCAGUGGCUAUAGCUUUUCAGUUUUGGAAAACAUGCCUCCUCUUAGUCCAGUUGGCAUGGUGACAGUGCUAGAUUUGGACAAAGCCGAGAACGCCCAUAUUCACCUCUCUGUAGAGCCCGAUGGAGGGAAGUUUGUUGUUCAAAACGGAACGGGCACCAUUCUAUCAAGCAUCUCAUUCGACAGGGAGAAAGAAAGCAGCUAUACUUUCCGUCUGAAAGCAGUGGAUGGAGGAGAGCCCCCUCGCUCUUCGUGUGUGGGCGUUACCAUCAAUGUGCUGGAUGAAAACGACAACAACCCUGUGGUCACCAAACCCUCCAAUUCGUCGUUCAGGCGCUUGUCACCUUUAGCUUCCCCAGAUAGCCACGUUGAGAUAGUGGAAGCUGAAGACCUGGACAGUGGGCCUAAUGCAGAGCUGGUCUUCAGCAUCGCUGGCGGAAACCCUUACCAGUUAUUUCGCAUUUCCCCUUCCAGUGGGGAGAUUACUCUUGCAAAAGAGAUGACCCGAAAACAUGGCGGACUACAUCGUCUUGUGGUGCGAGUGAGCGAUAGGGGGAAGCCUGCACGUCAUGCAACUGCCCUGGUGCACAUUUAUGUCAAUGAAACCAUUUCAAAUGUCAGCUUAGUGGAGGCCCUAGUAGGUCACAGUCUCUACACUCCGCUGGACAGGGAUAUUGCUGGUGAUCCUGACAAUGGUUUUGCUGCACAGCGCAGUAACAUUUUGUUUGGAAGCCUCGCAGGUGUUGCAGGAGUUGUCAUGUUAAUCUUGGUGGUGGUAUUUGUUCGACACCGCAUCCACAGAGAAACUAAGAGUGGGUAUCAGGCGGGCAAGAAGGAGACGAAGGACUUGUAUGCGCCCAAACAGGUGCCAAAGAACACCAAAGGCAAACGAGGAAGGAAAGGAAAACCCCAAAAGUCCCCAAAACCACUCGGGGAAGAUGAAGAAGUCAGCCUUCAAAAGAGUCUAAAGUUCAACCUCGAUGGAGUCAAUGAUAGCCCCAGAAUACACCUGCCCUUAACAUACUCACCAGGAAGCCCAGAUAUAGGCAGGCACUACCGCUCCAACUCCCCCUUACCCUCCAUCCAGCUGCAGGCCCAGUCCCCUUCAGCCUCACAGAAGCAUCAAGCUGUCCAGGACCUUCCCGCUGCCAACACCUUUGUAGGAACGGGAGGAGAUGACAACUCUACCGGCUCAGACCAGUAUUCAGAUUACAGCUACAAGACCAGCCAACUGAAGUACAGCAACAAACAGCACCCCCAUCGGCGAGUGACCUUCUCCACCGCCAACCCCGUGCAGGACCUGCAGGAUGCCUCUCAGCACAGCUACUAUGACAGCGGCUUGGAGGAAUCGGAGACUCCCAGCAGUAAGUCCUCGUCUGGUCCUCGCAUUGGACCCCUGACCCUGCCCGAGGACCACUACGAGAGGACCACUCCAGAUGGCAGCAUUGGAGAGACCGAGCACCCUGAAAACGAUAUCCGCUCCCUCCCUGAUGUGGCAAUGACCGGAAACUGUACGACCGAGUGCAGCGAAUUGGGCCACUCAGACGCCUGCUGGAUGCCCGGGCAUCCCUCCCCCGUACGCAAGACCAGGAACCCCCCGAAACUCUCCACCUUCGUGCCUUACCAGGAGAGAGGGAGCCUGGGACGCCUGGCCAACGGGAGCGCCAGGCCGGGCGGCGACGAGCACCGGCCGCGCCUUCCGCCCUCCCGCAGUGCCUAUUCCAACAGCGGUCACGACGCCGGUCAGGACUGCCCCUUGGAGGAGAUGCCCCUGAGCGUCGCCUCCGAGUUCCCACCCGCCUCCCCUUCUGCUCACACUCCAAAAAGAGAAAUCUACCUGUGAGGAGUAUCCGUAUCUGAAUGAAGGAAAAAUACACCCACUUCAGGAGGAGAAACAGGCUGUCCACAUGCUAAAGCCAAUAGUCGUUUUGUAGGUAGCAAAAGGCUGUGAGUCAUUCAAACACUGGCAUGAACACUUGAUUUUUGUCAUUUCCUCCUUUAAAUUAUUAAUUUAUUAGCAUAUUUAUUAAGAAUUCCACAAAGUUAAUUGAUGCACUCACUCAUUUAUUUAUACAAAAUCCUGAAGGAUAGGAUUCUAACAGAUCAAAAGGAAAUGCAAAUGGUAAUUGCUACUUUAGUAUUGACUAAUUAUCGUUGUAGUUAGCCAGUCCCAUUCUGUGAAGUGAUCUCUUGAAUAUGAAAGUUGUGAUCAGUGCUCUUGUGCCAUUAUUAGAUAUAAUUGAAUAGACAGCUAGUCAGGCCCUAUCAAAAGGCUUGGCACUUUUGACUACCGAUCAAAUGAAACGGUCUAUCUUAAUGUACAGUGCUGUAAAUACAUUUCAAUGGUGUGUUCUACAUAUAUUUUUGUCCGGCAUUAGCUGAAAAAACAGGCCUCUGAAUCUUUACAUAUUUGAGCUUUUCUUUGCUGCUGCUGUUUAAACUUGAUCCAAACCAUCUCAAUAAGUGGAGCCAUAGCUAUCAUGGAAGACAUUUAUCCGCUCUUCACACACACACACACACACACACACACACACACACCUUUGACCCCUAAUCAUAGUAGAAUGUCAUUUACCUCCGCUCCGUGUGGAGCUCUGCCACUGGUGGAGGAAGCUAUGUGCCAACGUUUAAACUGACAUUAUGCUCCACUGAGUCUCAACACCGUGACCUAUGGUUCAUCACGAAAACGGUUGACCUGGCCACAGUACCCCAAAGUGUCAGUGACCAAACGCGGAGCCCUCGCUGGGCAAUUUCUUAUUGGCUUUCUCAUGCAAAACCUCCAUUGACGUAAUCACGCCAGUGGAGCGGUUUAAAAAGCUCCUCUCUGUCGAGACAAUCAGACGGGCUCUCAAAUUUCCUUAAAGCUCAUAGUCCGCUCCCCUCAUGAUCUAUAGCUAAUGAAUGCAUGAAGAGGUAUUUAAAUGAAAGGGCACUUAAAUGAGGAGAACCACAGGCGAUAUUGAGCAUGCGUGGAGGUAGAAUAUCACGUCCAUGUUCUACACGAGUGCUCCGUAUUUAGUGCACUUUUUUUUUCUUUCUUUUUUUAAAAGGGGCAGUGCACUAGAUUUAACCUUUCAAUUGAGUGGACAGUGAACUUUGAAGCUGUAUUGGGUGGAUACAUUUUAAGACGAUUGGGGAGUUGUUUAUAUUUGGAAUAAAUAUUUGAUUUUGUUUUCGGCAUUAAUAUCUAACCCAAAUGCAAAACUAUUGUUGGGCUUAACCAUAGGUUAACAUAGUCGGACUGAAACUCCUGCCGAUUACGAUUUACCGCUAUUGAGGACAACAUGCUUAAUAAAUUAUUUGCCAUUUUUUCUCUUUUGGCUAUUGAAUAGAGAAUCCAAAAUUAGGGCAUAACCAUGGGCUUCAUUUAUCUUUACAAAGUAUUUCCGAGUGAAUCUGAAGGAUAUGUCUGAAGGACACCGUGUUUCGGUGGGUAAUUGGGUGUUAAUGAUGACAACAGCAGCCCGCCUUAGAACAUCGCGGAGCUGGCCGCUGUCUUUGAUUUGAACAUUCAUUUGAUUAGAUUCGUAUAGAUACCUUUCACCCCUGCAGAGUAUUUCAAUAGUGAGAUUGUGUGUCUGAGUAAGAGUGGAAGAGCCUUGAAUGGACAUUUCCUAAUUAGGGUGAGUAAUGAGUCUUGAGCUAGGGCAUGUGUGAGCAAACCCCCAGGACAAGGCGUCCACCAGAUAAUGCAAAUCCACCCGCAAAGCUACAAUCAGUUAAAAGAGGGUAUUUUUAUCAGCACUUAGCUCAUCAUCCUGCCUUUGGAAACCAUGUUUAAAAUAAUUAAACUGAAAACAUAUGGAAAUUACUGCACAUGGCCAUGAUUAAAUAAGGGUGGGCGAUUAUUCUGCCUUGAGUGUGGGGGGGGGGGGGGGGGGCACAUUAUGCACCUUUCAAAGCCAUUUAGCGACUGAAAUGAAAUUCAAACAACAUCCAUGAUACACUGAGGUGAAAGCCCCAUGCGCCUCUCCGAGCAACCUUCUCAGACCUCUGAAUGGCCGCAUCGCAAACUCAAAGUAGUGGAUAGGAUCGCUGACCUGGAAUUAAUGACGAGUGAGAAAGAUCGCAAUGAGUAAUAAAGCCAAUGUCACACAGCCUCAAUCACAACUUUAUCUAAUUAAAUACUUUGACUCGAUUCAAAUUCACAAAUGCUUUGCAUCCAGAUUCCUCUCUGGGGUUAAAUCUGGCCUGAUUGCAGCCGCAGCACACUUAUCGCUUCAGUGAAUCUGACAUCUUCGGAUUUGUCUCUUUGAUCACCAAUACCUGAUAUAAAUGGGGUAACUCUCAGCAGAUAAGUCGUGAUCAUCUGUUGUUGCUCCGAACAGAAUGACAAGAGUGUGAUUUGAUAUAAGCCUGCGCCUAUUUUCCCCCGCUUUUUUACUUGAGAUGGACUCCUUCACUCCAGCGAAAAACACCCCUGGAACUCUUUAUCACCGGGUUUGACCUUUCUUUUGAACUCAUAGUGACUGAACUGUGUUUACUUCUCUCUAAAACACAGAAUGGUUCUCCUUGAUUAUAGUAUGUGGACAUCAUGAAGCACCUAAAUACACUCAAAAGUUUGUGGAAUAAUGUUUAAUUUGUACUUAACAUUGAUUUAGUGUUGAAUUCACUUGAGUAUCUUUUGCCUCUUUGUAGUGUGUAUUGUAUGGUGAUCAUUUCUGUGAACAGAUGGACAAAUAUCUGUUCUUAAAAUGGCAAGGGAUUUUUUUUCUUACUAAUCAAUGAAUCUUUGGCUGGUUGUGCAAAAAAAAAAUCUUUUGGUGAUGUAAUGUACAUAGAUUUCCACAACUCUGAGUCUGCUGUAAAGCAGAUGGUGAUUUUAGCAUGAAUUCCAAAGAUUAAUUGGUAAAAAAAAAAUGGUUUACUCCUUUUUCUUUUCUUUUACUUUCUGAAAUGUCAGUGCUGGUUCAUAUUCAAAAAGGCCCUCUCUCUAAAGGAACUGAAAUUAACUGAACAUUUACCCCAUUCUCACAGUUUAUCUAGAACAAAGACAAUUGCCUUGAAAAUAUGUCUUUACAUGAAAGAGAAUCUACUUGUUAUCCUAAUUGUUGGUAUAUUUAUAUAGGAUAAAAUGCUUGUGAGGCCCUGUUUUUGUACAGUUUUAUGUACAUACAAGUGAAGCUUUCUAAAAGUUCUGAGAAAAGCCGAUGGCAUAUAGAAAUUGUAACAUGUUUUCUUGAGAUGUGCACAUCUUGCCUUGGAUGGAUUGACCUUUGCUGAGUCAGUGUGAAUGUGGCCGUUCUAUGCCUGCACUGUAGUCAUUCACCGGCUCCCACCUCCUGAGGACUUAAUCAGUUCUUAUGUUUAUCGUGAACAGUGGAUCGUCUUAUCUUACCAGUUUGUUAAACUCCUGUGUUCUGCUUUGUUCUGUUUUCGCAUGUUGACAAAUUCUCUUGUAAUACUGUAAGUCCUCAUGAACUUUGUAAUAAAAUCACUUCAGGGAAAAAGUGAA
This is a messenger RNA of Gasterosteus aculeatus aculeatus (three-spined stickleback), 7790 nucleotides long. It is a transcript of the gene pcdh1a, whose product is annotated as protocadherin 1a. Gene Ontology annotation, molecular function: calcium ion binding. Gene Ontology annotation, biological process: homophilic cell-cell adhesion. NCBI's taxonomy places the organism in Eukaryota, Metazoa, Chordata, Actinopteri, Perciformes, Gasterosteidae. Gene Ontology annotation, cellular component: plasma membrane. The record is from RefSeq and is a predicted model, not a curated record.